Austrofundulus limnaeus is the source of this 1084-nucleotide messenger RNA. It is a transcript of the gene mtg1, whose product is annotated as mitochondrial ribosome-associated GTPase 1. The record is from RefSeq and is a predicted model, not a curated record. Gene Ontology annotation, molecular function: GTPase activity; GTP binding. Lineage: Eukaryota; Metazoa; Chordata; Actinopteri; Cyprinodontiformes; Rivulidae. Gene Ontology annotation, cellular component: mitochondrion. Gene Ontology annotation, biological process: mitochondrial translation.
AACGCAAUCAAGUCGGAAUGUAAACGGUGUAACACACCUGAAGUACUUUCGUCGCUUUUUUUUUUUUUAAAUAAAUAACAGGUAGGGGUUAUAUAUAUGUAAACUAGCCGUAGCCAUGAGACUAUAUCAAGUGCUCCGUAAUAAUGUCGACAAAUUCAGGACUGUUUUUGACUUUAGUGGACGGGAAGUGGCUCACUGGUUCCCCGGACACAUGGCUAAAGGACUCAAGCAGAUGAACGCCAGCAUCAAGAAUGUCGACUGUGUCAUAGAAGUUCACGAUGCCAGAAUCCCUUCAUCUGGGAGAAACCCUAUAUUUCAGCGCACACUGAACGCGAGGCCACAUCUGCUUGUUCUGAACAAGAUGGACCUUGCCGAUCUGUCCAACAAGCAGAGAAUCUUAAAGAAAAUGGAAGAAGACGGGGUGAGGAACGUUCUCUUCACAGACUGUUUAAAGCAGGUUGACAGCAACGUCAAAAAGUUGGUGCCCAUGGUGCAGGAAAUAAUUAAGGACAAUCCUCGUUUUAACAGAGAAGAGAACAGAGAUAUUUCCCUGAUGGUGAUUGGAGUGCCCAACGUGGGGAAGUCAUCUCUUAUUAACUCAUUGAGGAGAACAAAUUUAAAAAAAGGCCGUGCGUCUCAAGUCGGUGGAGAGCCGGGCGUAACCAGAUCUGUCCUGACUAAGAUUCAGGUGUGUGCGAGGCCCUUGAUGUACCUGCUGGACACGCCGGGAGUUUUGCCUCCGAGGAUUGAGAGUUUAGAAACUGGCAUGAAGCUCGCUUUGUGCGGAACUAUACGGGAUCAUUUAGUGGGUGAAGACGUCAUCGCUGACUACCUGCUCUAUACUUUGAACAGACUUGGCAUGUUCAGCUAUGUGGAGAGAUACGACCUGCAAGAGCCGAGCGAUAACAUACAGCAUGUCCUCAAACGCAUCUCUGUAAAACUUGGAAAGACUCAGAGGGUCAAAGCCUUCACUGGAGUGGGAAAUAUCCCAGUCGUCAUCCCAAAUUACACGGAAGCAGCUUAUGAUUUUAUCAGAGCGUUCAGGAGGGGAGAGCUGGGACAAGUAAUGCUGGACUGAUAUAUA